UAUGUCACUCCGUAUUCGUAAUUCAGAACGUUCGCGCGCCGACUCGCUCGCUCUGAUAGAAAGAGAUGUCCAUAGCUCCGUCUCUUCUUUCACCUGCAUUUUGCCAAUAAUUUCGUUCCAUUCUUUCUUUCAUUCAGUCAGUCAAUUUCUGACGUUUGAGCGCUGUGCUUGUGCUAAAAGUUGUGGAAUCAAAUAAAUUAUAAAAUAAGAAUAAAAGAUAAAUUUUCUCGCAAUGGCUGAAACAGAAAUAAUAUCUAGUAGUGAAAAUAAUGACCAAUUUUUCGAAGGUGUCGAAAAGCUCAUUGAGAUUUGGUUUACGCCGGCGAAAAAUGCGGAUCUGAGAAAAAUCACACGUAAACAAUGGGAGAAUGUCUUGAAAAUAGUUCGCUGCGAGAUCAUCUCUUUUACGCAGAGCGAGCAAGUUGACGCUUAUGUACUCAGCGAGAGCAGCAUGUUCGUGUCCCGCCGCCGAUGGAUCCUGAAGACUUGCGGCACGACGACGCCGCUAAGAUGCGUGCGCGCCGUGCUGUCUCUGGCGCGCGACGUGGCCGGCCACGCGUGCGUCCACAACGUGUUCUACUCGCGACGCGAGUUCGCCAGACCCGAGGCGCAGUUGCAACCGCACGACAAUUUCUUGAAAGAGGUGGAGUUGCUGGACUCUUUCUUCGGCGACGGGCGCGCCUACAUCAUGGGCCCUGAGAAGGAUUGCUGGUACCUCUACACGCUGCUGCCGCUUGAAGGUACAGUGGACGCCCUAGAGAAGGAACAGCUCGAGUCCACUAUCAGUGAGUCUUCGGAGCCGGACCAGACCAUAGAGAUUCUGAUGUCGGACCUGGAUCCAGAGGUCAUGGACAUCUUCACCAGGGCUGCUUCUGAAGACGCCGCUCAGGCCACCAGGAAAUCGGGCAUAGACAAAAUUAUUCCCGGUAUGGUGAUAGACGAUUUCUUGUUUGACCCGUGCGGCUACUCUAUGAACGGAGUCGCUAAAGACGGCUGCUACAUGACGAUCCACAUAACGCCCGAGCCUACAUGCUCGUACGUGUCGUUCGAGUCCAACGUGCCAGUGUCGAGCUACGACGAAGUGAUCGCUCGCGUACUUAGAGCGUUCCGCCCGAACAAGUUCGUGUUGACCGUGUUCGCCACUCCUGACUCCCCCGCCGCGGAGACGCCCCGCCAACUCACCAAAUUCUCAUCGCUCGGCGAGUUCCAACAGAAGGAGUCGCAGUACUGUCGUUUCUCCGGCUACGAGCUGCACUACGCGCUGUACAACAAGUUCCCGAGCUGAGGCGCGCCCCCCGGCCGGCGCGCGCGGCCGCCGCCCCCCGCCGCGCGCCCCCCGCCCGCCCCGCGCCCCCCGCGCCGCCCCCCGCGCCGCGCGCUCGCCGACGUGCUGGCGGACAGCGUGGCGCGGCGCGCCGUGAGCCUGGCGCGCGGGCUGCUGGCGUGCCCGUGCGCGCGCGCGUGACGCGAGCGGCGCGCGCGCUCGCGGCCGCGGCAACGCGCCAAGCUACGCUCUGACGCGCUGUAAUCACUUAGGGCUUCGGAUCUUUGAUGAGUUGCACUGAACGGUUCGGACUUGAUGGGUUACCGUUGACUUAUCGGGCUUCGAAUGUGUCGAGGAGUGUUCAACUCGUCAUUAACUCGGACGUCUGAUGAGCUCAUUUUGCGAUUUGAUGCACUUAACCCGUUCCCAAUCUUGUAAGAAAUAUAAAAUAAUACGAAAGUAUAGAAUCAUCAUGCGUUAACUAAUCAAUCUUCAAAAUGGGUUUUUAAACUUAGUGUAUCAGAAGUUUAGUGAGUUCAUUUUGUGAUCCAAUGUACUUAAACCCGUUGCGAAUCUGAUUAAAACCCAUAGGGCUUCGGGCGAUUAACGGGUUUAUUGCAGCAUACGUUAUUAAGUUAGGGUUACCAUGAAUACUUGCUUAUUAAAGAAAACAGCAAUUUGAUCGAGAAAGUUUUGUAAUAAUUCUAUGUCGAUUAAUAUUACUAUGACAAAUAAUUCCCUUGACAAAUUUAUAGAAUUAUCACUAAACUUUCUCUUUAGAUCUAUAUUUGACAAAUAAUACUAUUCAUUACAAAAAUUCGUAAACACAUAAUAUGCCUUAAAACUGAUCAUUCUAAGUUCAUAACUCAUCAUCACAUACAUUUAAAAUGGUAACCCUCAACAUUAGAGUUUGACGUCAAACUUAAGGCCUCUGAGCCUUAACUGAAUUGAAAUUAAAACUUCAAUAUCAGAAAAUGAUUUAUUUCGUCGGUAACUUCGAUCGGCGAUACAUCUUAGGCUCUCCGGCACCCAGUAGAUUUUACCGCGAUGUAGCUAAAUUAAUGCUUAUAGCUUCGGCGUCGGUCUACGAGUGCUUAUUCGUUGUUAGAAUACUCGAUUUUGACGCGAUUACUUAACUAGUGGCGCCCCCAAUUGGAAAUUAGGAAAUUAUAUCUUCGAGAUAAUGUUUAAAAAUUUUCAAUAAAUUUAAUCAUGUUUUUAUAAGUUAGAGGAAAUAUGACCGAGGCCUGUAAAGCCAAGAACCAUUAAUAUGUUACUACAACGCCAUUUUUUAUUUCCUUAGGGGGCACUACUAUCUAGUAGGCAUUCGCAUUGACGAGCUUCUUUAUCCUUUGAUUGGCUGUUACGUUGUAGACCGAUGCCUCUUCCCGCUUCGUUAGAGAAUAGACAAUAUUUUUUCUACUUCUAUCUGAAUGUACAAACUAUUACCUAAAUGUAAAUAAGACUUAGAGCAGGGUGCCGUAAUAAUGUGAUUUUAUUCCAUUCCAUUCGACGUGAUCCUUACGUGAUAUUAUAUAGGUAGUGAUAGAUCGAAGGUGUCAGAUUUCAGAUUAUAUUUAACUAUUUGUACGUGAAUUGUUAGUAGGAUUUAGAAAUGUAGUUUAUAUGAUGUCUUAGAUCGUAGACAUCUUAGAGGGGAAGCGGGCAGGCGAGCGGCUUGCGUGUGAAGCGUGCGAGUGUACUGGCAUGCGAGUGGAACAUGCGGGCGCUUGGGGGACAGUCGAAGACCGCGAACGAGGGCGGAUAUGUCAGAGAUUUUAAUCAAAUAAAGAUUUUUGUCUCAGUAA
Molecule: messenger RNA, 3072 nt
Organism: Amyelois transitella
Lineage: Eukaryota; Metazoa; Arthropoda; Insecta; Lepidoptera; Pyralidae
Gene: SamDC
Product: S-adenosylmethionine decarboxylase proenzyme
Exons: 8
Coding region: 233-1285 (350 amino acids)
Biological process (GO): spermine biosynthetic process; spermidine biosynthetic process
Cellular component (GO): cytosol
Molecular function (GO): adenosylmethionine decarboxylase activity
Source: RefSeq, a predicted model, not a curated record